Hevea brasiliensis (rubber tree) is the source of this 1422-nucleotide messenger RNA. RefSeq names its product probable protein phosphatase 2C 34. Gene Ontology annotation, biological process: protein dephosphorylation. The record is from RefSeq and is a predicted model, not a curated record. The transcript is spliced from 6 exons. Lineage: Eukaryota; Viridiplantae; Streptophyta; Magnoliopsida; Malpighiales; Euphorbiaceae. Gene Ontology annotation, molecular function: protein serine/threonine phosphatase activity. The coding region runs from base 167 to 1294 and encodes 375 amino acids.
AUAGAUCAAAACAGGAAAUGGAGUAAAAGCGACGAGACGAAGCCUUUGAAUAUACCAUUGACAGAUUGGCUUGCUUGAGUGACGUCAGAAUCCGGCUGUUCCGGCGAAGUUGAUCGUUCUUUUUGUGAACCAAGUGGCUUAGAGACAAGGUUUUGUAGUAAAAGCAAUGGUGCUUUUUCCAUCUCUUUUUGAUGGAUUAGCUAGGACAGUAUCCAUCAAGAAAGGAAGGAACUCCCAGAAGGAUGUUGGAAAGGAAGCUGCAGAAGCUUUGGCAAAGGAUGCAAGGAAGAACGAGUUGAUGUUGAGUUCCUCUGGCAUUGUUAAGUCCAACAAGUCAAAUAAUUUUGCCUCUGUCUGCUCCAAGAGAGGGCAGAAAGGAAUUAAUCAAGAUUGCUUGAUUGUGUGGGAGGAAUUUGGAUGCCAAGAGGACAUGAUAUUUUGUGGUAUAUUUGAUGGGCAUGGUCCAUGGGGACAUGUUGUUGCCAAAAGAGUUAAAGAAUCUGUUCCUUCUUCUUUGCUAUGCAAUUGGCAAGAAACUCUUGCAUUGACAUCACUUGACAUUGAUUUCGAAAUGGAAUUGAAUAGAGAUCUCCAUCAUUUUGAUAUUUGGAAGCAGUCCUACUUGAAAACUUAUGCUGCAAUUGAUCAGGACCUUAAACAGCACCCUGACAUCGAUGCCUUCUGCAGUGGUACUACAGCUUUAACAAUCGUUAAACAGGGUGACCAACUUGUUAUAGCAAAUGUUGGGGAUUCUCGAGCUGUGUUGGCAACAACUUCUGAUGAUGGCAGUUUGGUGCCAGUUCAGCUUACCAUCGAUUUCAAACCCAACUUACCCCAGGAGGCUGAACGAAUAAUACAGUCCAACGGUCGAGUAUUCUGCUUACAUGACGAGCCAGGGGUGUAUAGGGUAUGGAUGCCAAAUGGGAAGAGGCCAGGACUAGCAUUAUCAAGAGCCUUUGGUGACUACUGUGUGAAAGAUUUUGGGCUCAUUUCCAUACCUGAUGUGACCCAAAGAAUCAUAACAAGCAGAGAUCAUUUUGUCAUUUUGGCAACGGAUGGGCUAUGGGAUGUUGUUUCCAAUCAAGAAGCAGUGCAGAUUGUUUCUUCGACACCAGAUAGGGAGAAAUCGGCUAAAACGUUGGCGCAAUAUGCUGUUCGUGCAUGGAAAUAUAAGAAAAGGGGCAUUGCAAUCGAUGAUAUCUCAGCCAUAUGCCUCUUCUUUCAGAAUUCACCAUCCCAAAAGGUUGACCCUUUGAUGGUCUUGAAACAAGCACAGGUGACCAAAACGGUGUAGUGGCUGGUUGAAAAAAAAAAAGCCUUUCACUUUCGGUGCAGUAGAUGUUGUAUCUAAACGUGAACCAUGUUGGACCAAGAAUACCAUUUACAGUGUAAGAAUUGAAUAAGAAGCACCUAAAUGAUCAA